This is a messenger RNA of Anthostomella pinea, 1881 nucleotides long. Lineage: Eukaryota; Fungi; Ascomycota; Sordariomycetes; Xylariales; Xylariaceae. The record is from the annotation of a GenBank genome assembly.
AUGAGGGAAGUCAAUUUCAGCAUCCCCAAUGUCAACAAGGCAUCGGUGGGCAUCACCACCGCCCUGUACGACCGUCGGGCGCUGGAUUGCACAUCGACCUUGCCGUUGAUCAACUCGCUCAACCAUCUCGCAUACCUUACCACAUCCUCGGCACGAAUUCGAGACAUCCUGACCGUCGAUGGAGGAAUCGAGAGGUUGGUAUGCAUACUCAAACAAGGUCGGAGCAAGGACAUGAUGGACAUGUGGAAGUGGAACCUCGCUUUUCAGUGCGUCGUCAAUAUAGGGGUCCGCGGAACCGAGAACGUAAGGACUCGGGUUGUCGAAGCCGACAUGGUCCCUGUUAUUGCCACCAUCCUCGACAAUUACAUCAAAGUCAUCGAUAAGUGUCGAGAAAAGGCAGAGGAAGCUAAGCAGAAACAAAUCGCGGAUCACCAUCACCGCCACCCAAGUCACAGCCAUCGGGACUCAACUAAAUCGUCUUCCUUCACGAACAGGCCAAGCCGCUUAGACAUCGAGCAGAGAGCUUUCCGGAGGCAGGCUCCACCGCCGUCCAUAGAUGUUUCCGCUGCCACAUUUGCAAGCACAUCGGCGUCGGCUGAGUCGAGCAAUGCGGAAGCUGGUCCGUCUGUGCCAUCGUUCCCGGUCACUUCUCCCCCCGACCGACCAUCUUUCUCCAGCCACCGCCAUCACCAUCAUCACCACCACCACCAUCACCACAGGCAUGAGAGUCGUCAAAGCGUGGCGGCGCCUUCUCGCCCAGGUUCUCAGCCCUUGGCGACCGCUGUUCCCACCAUGGAGGCGAUCGAUGGGUUCAUCCGCCCUGUUCGGGACAUCGACCGUCUGCCAUCUAUGGUCCCUGUCUUCCACCCGAACUUGGGGUCCCAACCUGCCUCGCCGACCACCCCAUUGCCUCCGCCGCAAACUAGGUCACCAACAGUUCGACCCACCUCGGUCUUAGGGCCAAAUGGUCGGUCGCGGAGACGCCCUUCGAUUCGCCAUCAGAAUUCGACCACGGACACAGAUGACUUGAAUACAGACAGCGUGCAAUCGGACGAGUCUGGAGAUGCUGAAAUGUCUGGUACUGCUGACAUUACACCCACUGUUGGCUUUCAGGAUAUGGCGAUGGAGGAAGGAGACAGUACAUUGGGAGGCACUGCUCUGGAUUUGACUACUCCCACUGUGUCUGAGAUCCCCGAUGCCGGCACCUUCAACAUCACGCACCGAACUCCCAUGGAUGGAAGCGUUCCCAACAACACAACUACUCCUGGCCCUGCGAUGGGGCUCUCUCCCCACCGACCCAUCGUAGCGACUCCCCAGCCUUCUCUACCAACUCAUGCGAGCCUACCUCGUUAUCUUUUGGACCGACCGUUGCCCCCCAACCCGCAGAUGCUGGCAGCAAUGCCUCGCGAAGAGGACGUGUUGAUGUCGCUUCAGUUGCUUGCAUACGUUUCAAAAUAUUGCAACCUUCGAUCGUACUUCCAGCAAAGCCAUUUGGUGCCCCGCCUCAAGAUUGGAAAGGAGCUGCAACUACUUGAUGGUGACCAUGUCACACUGGAGUCAUUGGGAAAGCGAGAAUACGAAGAAGAGUAUCUCUUGCCCAAUGACUUCAACAUCUUCCCUCUGGUAGAGAAGUUUACCGUGCGCUAUCACAGCACGGACAUGCAAUACUGGGCUGGGGUGGUGAUGCGCAACCUUUGCCGCAAGGAUGACACCCGAGGGGGAAUACGACAAUGCGCAUACUACCAAUGUGGCAAAUGGGAAGAAUUUACACGGCAGUUUGCUAAGUGCCGCCGUUGCCGCCGUACAAAAUACUGCAGCAAGGAGUGCCAGAAGAGCGCCUGGGCGUUCCACCGGCACUGGUGUGUCGCGGCUUCGCAAUAG